Messenger RNA from Glycine soja, 1035 nucleotides. Its product is annotated as ycf49-like protein. The record is from RefSeq and is a predicted model, not a curated record. Lineage: Eukaryota; Viridiplantae; Streptophyta; Magnoliopsida; Fabales; Fabaceae. The coding region runs from base 70 to 582 and encodes 170 amino acids. The transcript is spliced from 3 exons.
AAUGAAAGAAGGAGAAAAGGGUGUUAUGUUAUCCGAAGCAGGGUGGAUUGAAAAGCACGAACAGGAGCGAUGGCCGCGGCAACGUUGUACUUGGCAAAACCGCCUUCGUCUUUUACUCCCAAAAUUCCGUUUCCAAGAGUGAGGGACAGUGGAAUUGGAACUGUAAAGUGUCAAGUUAAAACCAAAGUGAAAGCGGGUAUCCUGGGACUGGGUCUGGGUCUGUUCCACUUCCUUAACUUCGUCGAACCCGGUUCAUGUCUCCAACUGCAAUUCCACGAACCCCCCAAUGCCCUCUCUUUGCCCACAUGGGCCAUUCACGUGUCCAGUGUCGCUGAAUGGAUUAUAGCUAUGGCUUUGGUGUGGCAAUACGGAGAAAAAUCUGGAUACCCAGCUUGGAAGGGCCUUUCUUGGGGAAUGGUACCUCUACUUGGUGGAGCUUUUUGUGCGUGCACAUGGCAUUUCUUUUAUAACUCUGAGUCCCUCGAGGUAUUGGUGGCUCUUCAAGCGGCACUGACUGUUAUAGGUAAUGCCACAAUGUGCAUAGCUGCAUAUCGGAUUUACAAAUCAUCCCAAGGCUCCUAGAACUUUUGAAUUGCAUGAAAAUGAGAAUCUGGAAGCAUGUAUAUAGGCCUCAAUGAAAAUCAAAGGCUUUUGCUGAUUGGUAAAUUAUCCUUCAUGGGCUGCAUGAAUGUGAAAAGUGUCUGCUGACAUACCAAAAUAUUUUAGUGACGAAGAUGGAAUCCAUGUGUCCUGAAUUCAGUCUCUAAUGUUUCCCAUUGUCUUCUAUUUUCUGUGACAGGAUAAACAUGCUAGCAGGUGCUCAUUCUUUCUGAAUUUUAUGCACAGUAGGUUCAUUGAUUUUAUGUAAGGUAGCUUUAAGUGUAUGGUCUGUACUAAAGAGCACAUAUUUAUUGUGUAAAUUUUUAACAAUAGGAAGAGGUAAGUAUAUCUGGUUGUACAUAGUGGGAUGAUUUCAAACAUUUUAUGUUGUCUACAUUCCGGUUAAAAGCAAUAGUUUAAUUUCUGUUUGAAUAA